UUGAGCAGUGAUUCGAAUUGCAUGCCAAACAACGCUACAGUGACACAAGAUAUCACCCAAAAAGGCCUUCUUUCUGGUAAUAUGUCACUUGUAGUUCCACAGAGUUCGAAGGUGCCAUCGUCAGGUCGUACUAAGGCAGGUCGUCUUAAGGUUGCUCUACAACCUGGUCGUGGUAUUAUGGAUUGGGUCAAGCUCACUUCAGGUAGAAACAUAGCUUCGAAACAGAUGCAAUUCGUCGAUGAAGUUGAACUCAGCAAACACAACACAGUUGACAACUGUUGGAUUGUGCUUGAAAAUAAGGUAUAUGACGUCACAGAAUAUUUAACGUUCCAUCCAGGCGGAGUAAAUGAAUUAAUGAGAGCUGCUGGGUGUGAUGGAACGAUACUUUUCAAUAAAUAUCAUGCAUGGAUUAAUCAUGAAACUAUGCUAAAAGCGUGUUUCGUUGGUUACUUCAAGGGCAAUAUUGAUAAACUACCUACUCCAAAGGAUGAAUGGGUUCCGGAUUGCUUUUCAAGGAUCCUAGGAACAACUGAUGGUAAAAUUGUUUUAAAUUGCGAUGAAUGGAUGAAGUUGAAAAAGGAAAAUGUAUGCGUUGAUGUGUGUGGUAAUGCAUUACGUGUGCUCAUUAAACCGCUUGGAUGCACGCCACCAAUCUCGUUGGCAUGGAAUGGCAUUCCCAAACUGCUAAUGUGUGACACAUUCAUUGUAUCAGUUGAAUCUGGUGUGAUAGAAAUUAAAUUCGAUCAUUCGAGGGAGAUGAGCAUAUUCUCAUCGCUGGAUUUGGUCACUAUUAAAAAAAGACCAGGAUUACUUUUUCGAGUGUGCACAAUCAGCCAGAUUCGUAAGAUAACUCAUAAUACGAAUUUAUAUGAACUGGACUUACCGUUGUCUACCUACCUGUCGUUACCUGUUGGACAUCACGUUUAUCUCAGAAUCGAUAAGAAAGUGGUUGCAUUCACAAGACCUUACACCCCGAUACUGGUUGAUGCGAACCGUCGAAAGAUCUCAUUUUUGAUCAAACUGUAUGAAGAUGGAAAGUUUACUUACGCUCUUCGUCGUCUUCAAAUAGGUGACCAACUCGAGAUAAGUGAUCCAGUUGGCGAUAUCGACUUUUUAUCGGCCUGUUCGACAGAAUUAUGUUGUAUUUGUGCUGGUACUGGUAUAACUCCUAUGAUACGCCUGCUGAAUGCGCGUAAGAAUGAUUCGAAUAGGCACGUUUUCAUUUCUUCGUUAUUAAGACUCAAGUGGCUGGCAUUGGGAUGCAAUGAUAAGGAUCGUUUGGAACAGGAAUUUUAUAAAUAUUGUGGAUUGGAACCGGCGAGAGAUCAUGUUUCAUUGUUUCAUUACGAAGAGGAAGAUCAUGACGUGAACAUCCUAAUGUUAUCCAAGUUUAUAGAGAAACAAAAAUCGUUGAUUUUGAAAGAGUGCAGAGAGGAUGGUGCUUCUGUGGAACAUCGCUAUCGUGUCCUCGUUUGUGGUCCUCCCGAAUUUAUGGCCACCGUAGAAAGUUAUAAUGAACAGAUAGAUUUAUACUGUGCAGUGGUGUGUUGCGGGGAAGGAAAACAAAAGCGGGAUCUCAAAGGUGCAACCGCUUUGAAAAAUAUUGAGGACGGGGUUCCCUUUACACAUAAAGUGCUGCGCAGUUUAUGUGUAUACGGUUGA
Anisakis simplex (herring worm) is the source of this 1662-nucleotide messenger RNA. NCBI's taxonomy places the organism in Eukaryota, Metazoa, Nematoda, Chromadorea, Rhabditida, Anisakidae. The record is from the annotation of a GenBank genome assembly.